Olea europaea var. sylvestris is the source of this 908-nucleotide messenger RNA. Its product is annotated as F-box protein GID2-like. NCBI's taxonomy places the organism in Eukaryota, Viridiplantae, Streptophyta, Magnoliopsida, Lamiales, Oleaceae. Gene Ontology annotation, molecular function: protein binding. The coding region runs from base 142 to 651 and encodes 169 amino acids. Gene Ontology annotation, cellular component: SCF ubiquitin ligase complex. The transcript has a single exon. Gene Ontology annotation, biological process: regulation of gibberellic acid mediated signaling pathway; gibberellic acid mediated signaling pathway. The record is from RefSeq and is a predicted model, not a curated record.
CAUUCAUUUCGCAACUUGUCUCUAUCGAAAACAACCAAAAACCUCCAUUCCACCAGUCCCCUCAGCAAUCCCACCAAGCCCUCGUUAUUUUCCCCUAAACUAAACCCUCAAAUCCCUAAAUUUUCGAUUCCCGAUUCGGCAAUGAAACGCCCACUAGCAGUCGCCGGGGACAGCAAUAUGAACAAAAAGCUCAAGCAAGAAGAAGAAGAAAUGUCAAAAGAAGCUGAGGCAGUACUACUAGACGACAAUCUGUUGACCGAGGUUCUGAAACAUGUCGACGACGGACGUACGUUAGCCUCUGCCGCGUGCGUUAGCAAGCAGUGGAAGCGGACGGCACACGACGAUCAGCUCUGGGAGUUGAUCUGCACCAAGCAUUACAACCGCACCCCUCUACAGCUCCGCACCGUUGUGCUGGCGCUCGGUGGCUUCCGACGGCUCUACUCCAGCUACCUCUGGCCUCUUCUUAAGCCGUCUUCUUCGUCUUCCUCUUCUCCGCCGACUGUUUCCGCUUGGCCUUGCCUUCCGCCUGCUCCGGCGGCGGUGCCGACACGAUCGAAGGCUCGAUGGGGAAAGGAUGAGGUGAAUCUUUCACUUUCUUUACUCUCGAUCAAGUACUUCGAGAAAAUGAGUUUCAAUAAUCGAGGAAAAUAAUCAUAUUUCAUAAUUAAUUAAUUAAUUUACUAAUAUUUCUUUGUACUGAAUUUAAUUUCGCUGUGAAAUUUACAUCCCAGAUUUCAGUUUUAAUUAUUGUGAUUUGUGAUGUAAUAUUUGAGAUUGUUGUGUGUCAGAUCUAUAUUAUCGUCCUUUUCGUUGUUGGUUUUUGUAAAUAGAAUGAGGGUACCAUACAUGGUGCUUAAUGUACAACUGUUGAUCUGGUGAUUAUUUGAUGAAACUUUACUGUCAUGAAA